GAGCGGACUACUGCCACACGUGACGCAGGACUUGCGAAAGAAAACGGAAUAAGAAUGGACCAACAGCAACGAGAAAAAAAAAAUUUCCGAAAAAAAAACAGGCAUCGCCAAAAAUGUUAGACGAGUUAAAUCCAAAAGAAAACGGAGAUUGUUUAGCAUUAGGUGCGACUGAUCACUGGCGACAAAUAAGAGUCAAAAAAAUUAAGUUCUGCCAGAAAAAAGCUUCUGCAGAAUCUAUUGUAUUGCAUGAUCAAUUCUGUCGACGGUCAGUCAUCAGAGGAGACAUUCACAGACCAAUUCAGCACCAUUAACGAUUUCACCAACAAGCAAAUGAAAGAUCCAAAUCAGCACGUUGACGAGAAGGGCAGUGAUUGUGAGGAUACUUCUGAUCAAGUUGAACAGCCUGAUCAGCAAGCUAAAAAUUCAUCUCAAAUCAACGGUGCGAAACAGGAUAUUAUAACUUUACCCAGCGAUGAUGUAGUACCAUCGGCAGAAGGGAACUUGCAAAUAUCGUCGGCUCAGUCAGACGAUUCGCUUCAAGCGGAUUGGAGAAAGAAAUGGGGCUUGUGUUGUAUUAAAAUUGUGUUAGGUAUAGCUGGUCUACUAUUCGUUUUUGCCCUCUUUGCUCUCUAUGUCGUCAUCCCAUGCCUGUUCUACUGGUCAACUAAGUUCCGCCGAAAAAUGGUAUUCAGAACGUUCAGUGGGGCGUCUACCGGAUCAUUUUCCGACCCGGAAUCUCUCGGCAUAAAUUGCUCACAAAAUUUCUAUGUUUCCUCGGACCAGGGCAUCCGACUCGGAACGUGGUACGUUCAAUCCCACGCAUUACCAUGCAGUCUGAAUAGAACCGUGUUUCUUGGCACUCCGAUGACGGCCCUCUAUAUUCAUGGGGUUUCGGGGGACCGGAAAAGCGCAGCCCGUGUGAACACGCUGAAAGUCCUCUCAGCUAGCGCGAAGUUGCAUGUCGUAACGUUUGAUUUCAGAGGAUUUGGGGACUCAACAGAUGUAACGCCUUCACUUGAAGGUGUUGUUAGGGAUACUCUAGCAGUUUACAAAAGCAUUCGAGCCAUUAUACCUUCGCAGAAGAUAAUUGUUUGGGGCCAUUCGCUUGGUUCGUCAAUUGCGUUAUACUUGCUAGCUCAACUGAAGAAGAUGAAUGACAGUCCGUUUGCAGUCGUUUUAGAAUCUGCCUUUGACAACCUUGGUACUGUAUCUAAGGUCACUCCAUAUUCUAAGCUGUGGCAGUGGAUGCCUUGUUUCAAUGCUUUGGUGCCCGACAGUAUAAUGUCCGAUCCUGCGACAAUGUUCGACAGUGUAAAACAGGCGAACAAACUUCAACCCUCAUUACCCAUACUGAUGUUACACUCUGAGGAUGAUAAUGUCGUACCAAUCGGCCACGGCAAACUUCUGCAUAGCGCUUUAGUUUCGGCCCGAAAAGAUGAUCCAGCCAGUGGACCAGUGAUCUUCAUCUCGUUUAAGGCAUCGCAUAACUAUGGGCAUAACAAUAUCGCAACCUAUCCUGGUCUGAAGGGCAUUAUCGAGCGAUUCCUUAAUUUUUCAAAGUCUAUGCCAAUAAUGAGUCCUCCUUUAAGGUAGAAUUGGAAUAUGGAAGCUCAAAUCGGGUCAACAGCUGUAGCAACGCCCAGGCGCCCAUUUCUAUAGGCUGUUAGAGAUCCUCACUUUACUGUAACUAGUACGUAUGUCAUUUGUGAUUACAUUACUAUUCGAUAACAUUUAAAAAUAAGAGCAUAAUAGUGCUAUCAAACGAACCUGCUACAUUAUGAAGCCAUUUUGUUUCUAAGCACAUAAUGAUACCGAGUAGGUUUUGGUCGACAAAUUGCAUGGUUAUUGCUUUAUGAAUAUUAAUGGUGGAAUUUGCCUUUGAACAAUGAUAUAUUUGUAACUGUUCUCACUAUUG
This is a messenger RNA of Varroa destructor (honeybee mite), 1915 nucleotides long. Its product is annotated as lysophosphatidylserine lipase ABHD12-like. Gene Ontology annotation, molecular function: phosphatidylcholine lysophospholipase A1 activity; monoacylglycerol lipase activity. Lineage: Eukaryota; Metazoa; Arthropoda; Arachnida; Mesostigmata; Varroidae. Gene Ontology annotation, biological process: phosphatidylserine catabolic process; monoacylglycerol catabolic process. Gene Ontology annotation, cellular component: endoplasmic reticulum membrane. The record is from RefSeq and is a predicted model, not a curated record.